This is a messenger RNA of Branchiostoma belcheri (Belcher's lancelet), 12345 nucleotides long. RefSeq names its product protein JBTS17-like. The transcript is spliced from 45 exons. Bases 51 to 10727 code for a protein of 3558 amino acids. Lineage: Eukaryota; Metazoa; Chordata; Leptocardii; Amphioxiformes; Branchiostomatidae. The record is from RefSeq and is a predicted model, not a curated record.
CCGUCAUGAAGAAGCCAUUCCAUCGGACAUUGAGGACACUGCCGUGACCCAUGAUGCACCUGAAUCUGGAGGUCCUGGCAUCAGCCUCCAUCAAGAGGAAGAAACCCUGGCCUCGGCUGACAUGGGUGGGACAGGAGAAGGAGAGCCUGUUACUGAUGGACCAUCGUCGUCUGAGUCUACUGUAUCUGCCGUCAGGGAAAACCAAGAGGAAGAUCACCAAAGUCAACAAGAUGCUUCCCAACACCUUAUGUAUGAACACCUCUAGCAAUGGAUCUUACCUCGCCGGCCUCCUGACAACAGGAGAAGUGUUUGUGUGGCACAAGGACACAGACCUGCUGAGAACAACUGCCCCCCUCCCCAACAUGGAGGACAAUACCGGUACCUCACAAACAAGCUCAAGAAGACACCAUGUCUAUAUCUCCAACGAGGGAGGAAAGAUCCUUGUCCUUCGUAAGGAUGGAAAGCUGCACAUCUGGCAGAAGGAUCAACAUUCCUCCCCCUUAGCUUCCCCACAGAAGGCCACAGGAAAGAUAACAGAACUGUCAGGCAGUUGGUAUGAAGUAGGGGGAGGAAAGACCCAACUUCCAGGGGCAGACUGUAAGGAGGUGGCUGUUGAUGCUGUUUUCUUCCAAGAUCAGGUCCAAGGCAACUGCUGCACAUGUUCCUUUGUGUUUAACAAUGGAAGGACCUUUACUGUGUCAACUGCCUUUCUCCACUGGCACGAGAAGGCUGAUGCUUUUGCUCAUGGGCCUGAGCCAUUUUCGGUGAUGUGGACUGUUGCCCAGCGCCCCCUACCAGCUGCAGUACCAGACAGUGCCAGGGGGGCCUACCUGGCCUGUUACACCCAUGAUGGACAGGUGCUGGCUGUUGCAUGUAACCAGUGGCAGCCAAAGGACACAAAGGUGAUGUUUGUGUCUGUGUUGACAUCCACUGCUGUGGAAGCCGACAUGCAGAGCUGUGGAGCUAAAACAUAUGACCUUCCUCCAAAGAUACUCAGAACCUACUGGAUCUGUGGGAUGAGGUGGACAUGGGAUGACUUGCUGCUGGUCUGCAUCACCAAGCGAGGGUCAGUGGUCAUCUUGACCCGUCUUGGAGAACCUCUCACACUGACCACUCACGGCUGUUCAGUAGAGAUGGGACCUAGCCUGUACCUGCCUCUACACCCUCUCAUCAUGUACAGCCCAGGUCAGGAAAACAUUCACCCCUCCAAGAUGGCCUCCCAAACCUCCCCUCCCUCCACCUCCGAAGUCGACCCUCUGAAACAGCGAUUCUCCAUCACCACCCAUCCCCGCCUUCCCAUCAUCCUCUGCUCUGACGGCUACAUGGUGACGGCCAUGCAGUUACCAAGGGAUCUUACGACGGCAAACGCCUUGAAGAGUCUCUGUGUGGAAGCUAACCGCGUGCUCGCUACUCUUGGUGUUCAGCCCAAGUUGGGAUCUACCCUGACAAGGGUGUUUGGUCAGGAUAGUGUCGGCGACAAGGGAAAGGGUGUGAAACAGUGGAGAAAAGUGGCAGCCGGUCUAAAGUUGUCCGACACCAACCGAACAGGAGAGACAAACAGUUUCUCCAGCGCAAAGAGGUCGACAGUAAAGAAAGGAGGGCUGCCGAGGUACUCUUUUGAAGAGCCAACCGACAGCGGGGAUCUCAGCCAAUCAGAAAGCGACUUAUCAACCGUCGGAGCAAACACGAGCAAAGCGGGACUCGCUAGUGGCGAUGAGGGAAAGAUAUUCUUUGGAGAUCAUGAUUUGGUGAACGACACCGUAGUUCGGCCAGAGAAAGCGAAGACACCUUCAGAACUAGCCGAAAGUGUGUCCUGUACCCUACUCUGUGCAUGGGGCCUCAGUCUGUCAUAUAGCGGUCAGUGGACUUGGGAACUAGAGGUCAUCACCAGGCACAUAGUGGACUGUCUGGUUAAGCUGGUCAGCCGUCUCUUGCAAGCUGAGGGAGGGAAGGAAGAGAAGAAGAAGAAAGGGAAGACAAAGAAGGAACAUCCGGGGGUUUCAAAGGCGCUUGUGUUGUUCCGACAUGCCAUGAAUAUGACCAACUGGGACUCAGUUCACCAGCACUGCUUACCUUGUGCAGUAAGGCUGGUGGACGGGGUCACAGGUCAGCUGCUGGGAAGGGUCAGAGGUCGUGACAUAGGGGUCAGAAGUCAGCUGGAAACCCUGGCAGGAUGUCAGUAUCUGCUGAAGUUCGCUGAAGAGAGGCUGAACAGAGCAUACCUGUGGAAUCCUGGGAUAGGUGGAAAACUAACGCAUGGAAGUGGCUCAGAAAGACUAACAGCCCUAGGUUGCAAGAUGCAAGGCAAGCCUGGCCAAAAGCUAGCCAAAAGCUGGAAGCUGCUGUACAACCUAACGGUGAAGCAGUACCUCUCACUGAAGACAGGGGGCUCUGCUAGACCAUCAGAAAAGAGAGCAACUCUGAGUCUGUUAGGCCAGCUCCAGCACCAGCUACAAACACUGGGUUGUGGCAUAGGAGGAGCCAAGAAGGCUAAGUCUGAUCCAACCAAUCAGAUACUACUAGAUGGCGACACCACCCAAGCUUUGCACCAAUGGGAGGAGAAACUCCAGUCCCUGCAAGACAAACCAGAAACCCCACAAUCAGUUGCCAUGGAAACCAUCACCCUCCUGUCCAUCCUGUACACCCACCUGUUACAGUACAACCUGGGUGCUGCCCUCCUAUUGGUCCAGUCUUUGAUUGACAGCUGGGAUGGGGAGAGCUCCACCAAUCAGAGGCCAUCAAAGGUGGUUGAAGGGGGAGGAGACUUUGAUGGCCAGGAGGGUUGGGGUGUUCUGAGGAAGGCGGCGAGACCCGUGGUGCGAACGUUAGCCCGGUUUAUGGCAGCGUAUUUCAGUAACAAACAGCUGUAUGUGUACCCGCUACAUGCAGCCAGGCCACUACCACCUGUUCACCUGGAAAUGGGUGCAGGCCCCCGAGCAACCCCACUUCACCAUACGGAGGUGUCCUCUGCAGUCAGAAGACAGAGCCUGUCCGAUGUGUGGACUGCAAACUUCACCAUGGAGCUCCUGCUGCUGUGUGGACAGGCACCAGAGGCCGUGUGGUUAGCCAGCCAACUGGGAGACUGGAAGGGGGCCUUCAUGUUGGCUGUAUCAUACCUGGACUACUUAAAGACCACCCCUGCCUCUACCAAACUUAACCAGUCACUACAGCUGCCAGACAGUCUCCAUCCUCUGGCCCUGCUGCAGGGCAGGCUGGUGUCGUUCCUAUCCAAAUCACCAGGUGGCGCUGAAAGCACACAUGCUGCCAUGGAGGGGACCUCACAUGCUCUCAAGAGAACUGCUUCCACAGGUUCCCUGAACUUUGAUGAAGACUCCAACACUGACCAGGUGUGUCGCAGCCUGCAGGACCUGUUUACGGCGGCAACCGUUGCCGGGGCGGAGGCCGUACCCUGGUUACUGGAGAGGGUGGUCGGACAGAUGCAGGCAGUGUGCUCCAGGCUCAGCACAGAGGUGCCAGCAGGGCUGUACCUCCCCGCUCCUCCAUUGUACCUGCCCCAGCCAGCAUCUAUAUCAGAGGAGUAUGUGGACCCAGAUGUCAGACAUGAGAAGGACCUGAGGAGAGAGAUGGCGCACCUGACACAGCUGGCCCUGGUGCUGCUGCAGGCUGCCGGCUGUCAGCUGCCCUGUGCCAGGUGGUACCUGCAGCAGCUGCUGCAGGCUAGGCAGGUGUAUAACAAGAAGAUCAAGAAGCUCCCAUCCAACAGUCUAAUAGAGAUGCCAGAAGGUCUGGCCACACUGUUGGCCACUGGCCAAGACUUCAGAACCUCACCUAGCACAGCUCAGCCCCAGGGCAGUCUGUCAGCACCAUCUCAGUCCCGGGACACUCUGCCAGAGCCAACCCUGAGUGUCGUUACAUCCUUUCGUCGGCUGUGUGGGCUGCUGUGGAUGUUAGAGGUCAGAGAGAGGCUCUCACUAUGUGGGAGGAAGCUGCAAACACUCCGGGAACAGGCAUUCCAAAAGCCUGGCGGCAGUGAUGGAGAGGAACUUGAGCUGUGUAAGACAGCGUUGGACUGGGCCCUCUGCAUGCUGCCCUUUGCUGACUACUUGGAUGCUGAAGACGACUUACAAGACAUUGUGCUGUCUUUGGUAGGAGAGCUGCCCAUGACAAGAACGACAGGGGACAUCCUUGCUGACUAUUUUUACGACCCCGAGCUGCUCUCCCCCACCGUUGAAGAAAAGUGGAAUCACCUUCAGACCAAAAUGAGGAAGACCAGAAUAUCAGUGGACCAGGCCACUGAACAGCAGGGGGUGGUGUCAAAAGAAAGCAAAAAGCAAGGCAGCAAGACUGAAGGAAAAACCAUCAUGCUGUCAGUCUACACCCACAAAAAGAGCAGUAAACAAAAGAAGGAGAUCGAAAAGAAAGCUAAAGUUUUCGGCUCUUACGAAACUCAAGUCUUCAGCAACAGGUCCUCUGACAAGAAAGUCUGCGUCGGCUCUUGGCCAUUCGAGACGGAAGACUCCUACCUUUUCUUCCUGGAAACCUUCUUUUCUGUUGCGUUCGAGAAGGCCAGACAGGAAGAAAAGGGAGAGAAGAUCCCCCUCCUGGCUCCGAACAAGUUGGAGGUUAGGGAGAGAGAGGUGAACUCUAUGGCUCACAAGGCAAUGUUGACAUUCCAGCACAAGAGCUUAGUGGUGAAAGCAGCCAUGUCUUUCCUUGGGGAGGCAAGUGACAAGGACAUUGAGACAAAAUCCCUGGGAAAACAGAGCUUGUCUCAGUCUCUGUCUUUUGUGGGGAGAGGGAAAACUGAAAGAAAGCGCUUGUUCAAGAGUAGAAGUGUCGCAGACGUGAACGAAAGCGAGACUGUCCGCAUGGGUGAUGUCAGCGCAGGAGGGGAUGAUGGGAAAUCUAGAAAGUCUCUCUCCCAACGAAGAGCUGCAAGCCUGUCUGACCUUGGACAGCAGAGGUCACCCUCAAGGUCGUGGGUCAGCAUGACUGACCUGAGACCGAAGGUCAUCAACCUCGGCGGUAAGUUUGACGAACUCACCCCCCUGGUGGAAUGGCUGCACAGGUGGUCCUGUAAGAAGAACAUGAUGAGUCCCAGCGUCAAGGAUGGCGCUCUCCCAGGGGGAGGAGGUGUGGUGGACAGCAAAGCCGUGAUCAGGGUCAGGGUCCCUCCAAGUCUGGUGUUGACAUCGUUCUGGCUGAUGGAGAACCUGUACUUCAAGAAGCAGCUGUCAAGUUCAACACUGCCCAUCCCACCCCAGGAGUAUGUGGUGUACCCGGCAUUUGGUGGUAGCGAAUCAGGCACACAGCAUGCAACGUCACAUGAUUCUGGGAACAGGGAAGAGAGGAGACAACCAAGCAAUGUGGAUCACAACAGAAGACAGGACACGGAAGAACAUACAGCUCCUGAGGAAAACAAGAGAAGAACCAAGCAACCCAAAGUUAAGAAGCAAGCGUCGCACGAGACAAGCAGUGAAGGUAUGAGCACGGAAGAAGCAGGAAAACACACCAGACAUCACAGAACGAACAAGCGACAACAAGCCCAGUCACACGCAGGCACGAGGGGAAAGAGCCCUAUCAGAGUGCACGCCUCAAUCCCCAGACAUGUAUUGGAGUCGCCAACAGAAGCAUCCUCUUCUUCGUGGACCCCUGUCCUGUCAUCUGAUAGCCCGGCAGAAGAAAAAGUUGUGCCUCUUCCAGCAUCCAUGACGUCAGUAACAAGCAUGUCACCUCCACGAGUUGAACCAAAGAAGAAACUUUCCUUCGCAAGUCAGCCAUCUACUAUCAGCCCUGAAGAAACCAUCAGGAGUGAAGAUAGCAGCACAUUCAACAUCAGUUCCCUGGCUGAUGAUGAGUCACAGGCCACGCCCACAGGACAGCCAAUCACAAUCCCCACUCCUGGGUCUCACUUGACCAAUGAGAGACCGGUCGCCUCAUCCACUCCGCAAUCCGCCUUCGGAGGUCAAAGGUCAGAGGAACCCCAACGAACGUCCUUUGAGAAAAAUUCUCGAACAGCGACUCAAAAUGAGACAGUUAUUCCUGGAAAAGGACAAGCUGGUUCAAAGAAUAAAGGUCGUGGUACAAUGGGAGCGCCUGUACCCAGUGGGUCUUCAACAUUACCUGGGUUCUCUGGACCUAAGAAGGGCAGCACAGUUGCAGGAAGCCCUUCCUCCUCAGUAGAAGAUGCUGUCAACAAUGUGAAGGAGAUGAGACAACUGGUCAGGUCUGAGCUCAGGAGUAUACUGGAGGUCCAGCACCAGAACAUAGUGAGCCUGUUAAACAGCAGUGGAACUGUGAAUGUGGUGGUGGGGAACACUGGACACAACCCUGGUCCUGUACAGGGUCACACUACAGACAGACAAACACAGGUCAGCCAAGAACUGCAGGUGGCCCAGCUGGAACACAUUGCUGCACAGGUGUCUCCAGCUGCAGCUGCAUCACGACAGGUGCAGAAUGGCCUGCAGUCUUCAGCUGCUGCACACAACCCGGCAGGAAACCCCCCGGGACAGCCACAGGGGGAACCUUCCAUGCACAACGCACAGGGGAGACCUCAGUGGUCUCAUCUUUCCGUUCCUCUGCUUCGGCACCCGGGUUUCCCAGACUAUCACCAAAACCCUGUUGCACAUUCCCAACUCACACGUGAACCUAGCACCAACCCGCACCUUCAAAACCCGUCAACUUUCGGAAACCUGCAUCCUAACGACAACACAACAAGACCAGACAACCCUGGACACAACCCUGGUUACGCUGUUCCAGGGAGCAGCCUGCACCCCCCAGGCAUGCCGCUUCUGAGGCUGCCAACAGAGGGGCCGUUCCAGCGACCGGUCGCCGUCCCGUUUGAAGCCUGGGGACAGAGCAGUAGACCUGCUGAAUCACACGACCACAGCGUACAGGCUUCUGACGAUGACAGCAAUACAGGCUGGCCUCGGCACCUGAACAUGGAGCAGUACGAUGCUGAACUUGUGAACAGUGUGGGCAAAACGGGAGCUAAGAAAGACCGAGGUCCUUUGAUACCUCCGGAUAAGUCAAAAUCUAAGAAAUCAUACAAUAAGCCUAGUAAUCCAACACCACAACAAGCAGGUGCUCAAGGAGUGGAAUUUCCAGGUGCUUUUGCACCUGCGAUGCCAUUACUGCACCUGGACAACAGCUAUGCACCCUCCCAGAUGAUGAGGGGCAUGUACCGAAUGCCUCAACCUCAAAACAACUAUCCACACUUCCCGGCAUUCCCUCAACCACCAGCCAUGUCCACCCCUCCCCUCCCCCCAACUGAUAUAGAAGAUGUCACACUUCGUCUACCACUACUCCAUCUAAGAAACGAUCCACAGGUCCCGUCUUACCACUACAGCUUUGCCCCAGGCAUGCCAAGACUUGUUCCACCUGAAGAGAUCAUAGCCUACGAACAGAAGAAACAUCAGACAGAAGUACUCAAGACGCACAGGAGACAGAAGAAGAAGGAAGAAGACGCAGCCGCUAGAAGACAGGAGAGUCUGCCUCUUCUUCAAGCAGACAUUGAGCCGUGGGAUCAGAAGGGUGACAGGGAAAACUUGAACAGGCAAAGAAGACGUAUGAAGAAAGACUCAGGACUGAGUCAAGAUGUGGGGAAGAUUCAAAGAAAGGGAGGGGGGCGAGAGAAGGAAGACAGAGUAUCAGUGACAGAAGAAGAAGAUGAACAAAGUCAUGAUGAGGUUCCCACUCCAGGUGUGAUCGUGGUCCAGCCCUCCCCAGGCCCUGACAGAACCACCCAACACAAGACUACAGCUCAUGAUAGACAGGACACAGCCAUGCCUAGGGACCAGGGCUAUGUCAUACCACCUGGUACUUUUGAUGAAUAUCUGGAGUACCAGACAGUUGUCCCUACCCCAGCACAAAUUCACUACGAAGCUGUCGUCAACAAGAAAGCCAAACCUGUCAUGAAGACAGCCGACACACAGACAGACAAACCCAGCCAGGAUACAAACGUGGACACUCAAACUGUACAGACUGAACCUGAGAGGGAAAGAACCAAACCACACACCACAGCUGAGAAGGAGACCAAUACAGUCAUUGUUGUAUCUAGAGAUGUGUACAGUGCGGAGCAGGCAGUGUCUCAGUACACUGCAUCAGGGAUGGAUGUUAGCCGCGGGGGUCCAGGUCUGCCACCUGACAUAUUCUUCAACCUCCGCUUCGGUCGGGAGGCAGCACAAGCUACAGACAGGAGUGCUGGUCAGGCACCGGCUCAGAGACAAGAUCAGGAGGUCCAGACCCCAGCAUUCCUUAAUGUGGUAGACAUUGACAACAGCCUGCUGAAGGACCUGAAGCCGACCAGACAGCCCAGACAGCAGAGACAGAGAACUCCUGACACACAGGAGACAGAGGAGGAGCACAGGAGGUCCCCGCCCUCCGGUCUCCCUGACGACGCCACGCCCGCAGACCUCCACUACAGACUGGCUGGACUCACCAACAGUGUCAAACCUGCAGAAGUGGACGACGAAGGUAACAUCAGAGAACCACCGGGUGGAGACUCCCUGACUGUAGAUCUGCUGUCUUCUGUCACUGGGGAAAGUCCUGCGAACCUGUCGAAGAUUCGGCGCGACACGGCAGGCAUCCGCGCCAAGUCACGGGAACGUUUGGCGGACAAGCUGAUGGAGAUGGGCCGACAACUGGACGCCAUUGACCAGAUGGCCACCAACAUGGAGGACGACUUCAAAAACACCCGACUGCUUGUUAACACCAUAGACCACCUGGGUGAGGCCAUCUAUCCAGAGGAGGAGUCUGUUGCUAGGAGACCAAGAGGGCGCGGUCAGCAGUAUGACAGCCGUCAUCAUGACAACAGCAUCCCACCUGUCAUUGAUGAGGAGGAAGAGAGGAUUGAGACUCCAGUGAGACAGAAACCACUUCCCAGCCCCAUCCUUGAAGAAGAAGAAGAAGAUGUUGACAAGGCAGAAGAAGACAGACUAGAUCAGUUACCCAUCACUGCUCCUAGACAAGCAGACAGGAAGCUGGAGAGACUGCUGGACAUGACAGGACUGAGCGGUGUGAGUGACAUCAUAGCGGAGGUGUUUGCUGAAGGAGGGCUGAAGGAGGAAGACCUGGGGAUCUCACUUACCGGAGAUGACCUGACCAGGGACAGUAGGCUGCCUUCAGAACCGUUUGCCAGCACACAGCUGAGUGUGGACACCCUGCAAGAUGUCUUCUCUCCAAGACAGCAGGACACCAGCAGAGAGGAGGAUGAAAAGAAAGCUAAGAGAAGAAAGGAAGUGCAGAAGUGGAUGUUAGAGAAGCGGACAGAGAGGAGGAGUGAGUAUCUGAAACAGCUGGAGGAGCUACGCAGCACGGAACACCAGCCGUACAAACCUGCACAGGACUCACCUAAACAGGGUGCAACCUGGAAGCAAAUCCACCAGGCAGAGAAGGAGAUGGAAGACAGGAGAAAGGCUCUGUUGAGAGAGAACAUGUCUGAACGCGUGAAGCAGGCGUAUGACCUGAUGGGAGACAUUGUGAUUGACACCCCCGAGCUCCCUGCCUCCAGCCUACCUCCUCCCUCUGUCAAGAAAAAGAAACCUGCAAGACCCGGUAGUUCUACUAGAGGGCGCUCUCCACCACGCAAAGGGCUGCCGAAGUCUUCCACACCUAUACCCAGGUCCCAGACUUGGAGGAUGCAGGAUACAGGUUUUGAUGUUGAUGAGUAUGAUGUUGAUGAUGCAUACAUAGAGGAACUACUACAGGACAGUGGAGAGGCGCAGAGAGACAUGUUACAGACUUACAAAGUCAGGGAUGUGUCCAAGAUAGGCCAACAAUCUGACACACAAGCUGGGCGCAGACCAAAACCCUUCACGACGCUGGUGCGGCAGCAGAGGCCAGAGGCAGCCAGAAAACAGGCCUCGGGCAAACCGAAGACCUACGCUGAGAGGCUAGCUGAAGCCAACGCCAGCAAGAUCCCCAGGCCAGCCUUCAACAAGCUCAGGGACAAACAGAGGCUCUACGGCACCACACGGCUGCCUGGCACGGCCAAGUCUAGGGAGAAGACCUCUCCCCGCGUGGUGAAGACCUACGCACAGCGGUUACAGGAGCUCCGCCGCACUCCUGGCUCUACCUACUCUAGAACUAUACUCACAACUAAGGGUGAUGGGGCUUCAGGAGGACCAGCCAAGAACCGUAUGCAGGAGGUGACCAAACGUGGUCUGCACAGCGAACCCAAACCUCGCAAGUACGCGUCCACGUACGCACAACGGUUACAGAGCCAACAGCCGGACACUGGGAGAAGGGGUGGCAGGGUGAGCCCACGUCAGCCCGUGGGGAAGAGAUUCGAAGGUCCCCGACACAAACCCAAGACAUACUCCCAGCAGCUGCAGGAGAUUUCUGCUGCUGCGCCCAAGGGCAGGCCCAGACUGGCUUAUACUGGUACAUCAUCCAGAGGCUUGAAGUCCCCGUCCAUGCGGACACAGACAUUGCGCCAUGCGCCGUACCCGGACGUGUACGAGUCGGUACUGGAGGACAUCUCGGAGGCGAGCACGGCCAGCCUGCUCCGCAGCACGUCAGACGACGUCAGGAGAAUCCUGCAGGAGGAGGACAUCUUUGGGGACGGAGGUGCAAGGCCUAAAUACAGAGACUACCCAGACUAUGAUGCUGCCAGUCUGUACGAUGUUGGAGAUGACAUAUUGGGAGAUGACUACAUCACCAGUGUGGACCCUGACCAGCUGAGUCAAGCCUCACAGAGCACAGGCAGCAUCCUCAGUAACAUCAACUGGGACGAGGUGGAGCAACUCAUCGCAACUGUGGAAUGAUGAAAAAAAACCCUGUUUGAAAUUGGUACAACCCGUUGAUCUCUUUAUUAUUUUCUGUGGAUGGAUUGGUUGAUUUGAAUUGGAAGGGGGAGCUUUCUUGAUGAUGCAAAGUAGCAUAUUUGAAGAAGAAGAUGCUGAAUUGUUGGGACUUAGAAGUCCCAAAAAUGAGAAAGUUGGUAUAGUGAGUUGCUUGUGAUAUCUGCCAAUACUUCCCAAAUGUAUAUCUAACACUAACAGAUCAUUGUUGAAGAUUGUUUUGUCUCAUCACGUGACAGUGCUUUUCAAAUUAGUCUGUGGUGCUUUCUGUGACAAAUACAAAGAGAAUUUUUUGCCUUAUCAGAAUUGUUGCAAUUGUCGAGGGUAUGCAGGGAAUAUGUCUAUUGCUUGGUCAUGUCUUUGGCUUGAUCACUGUCUUGUUGUAAACAAUGAAUUCAACUUUGUAGUAUGUAAUGUAAGACAGUCUGUACACGUUUUGCAAAAGUCCACCUGUAAAUUGAUGGAUUACAAAAACGCUCAUCAAGAGUUAUUUGUAAUGUAUACAUGUAGAGCUGCUUCCUGUUAAUGUGUACAUGUAUUUUUAAUGGCAUUCCAAGAUGUUAUAGUUUAACAGUUUGGCACAAGUUGUACAUUUUAUGAAAUUUGUGAAGAAUGUUCCAGAAUCUAUGGUGCCAUGAUAAAGGUAAUGUUGCUGCAAACUUAAGUACUUCCUUUUGUCUUGUUUAUUGAAUAGUAACUGUUGUAGCAUCAGAUAUUGCACAAUACAUUACCAGACACCCAUAGAAAAAUAAAAAUAACAAAAAACAUAACCUUAUUGGCCAAGGUAAUAUUCUAAGUCUGUUCAUGAGGCUACGCUACACCCUACAUAUUACCGUCACGAAAACCCAUGGCCAAAACACUUAAAAGUACUGCAAUAAUAGGAGCAAGUUAGCCAACAUUUAAAAAUAACCAUUUCUUUCGCUAUCCUACCCUUUCAGGCAGCAAGAAAUCUGGCUUAGAGAAUAUUUCUGACACAUAUUUCCUUGGUCAAAAGUCAGCUGGUAUGUUGUAUGUUGUACAUUCAAGGAAUUUCUUAAAAGUCAAUACAACCAAGCAGAGUUCCCACUGUAUCACCUUUAUUUGUAAAUAAUAGAGCAGAAGAUCUAAUGUUCAAUUAUUUGGAAAAAUACAAACAACUGUCAAAAGGAAACAACACAACAGAGUCCAGUAUACAGUACAUGAUGCUGAGUAGGUUAAACUACAGUACCGUGUUUUAAAACAUUAGGUUUAUAUACACCUUAAUCAUAAAAAGCGAAUAACAACUACCUAGACGGGCGUAUUAUCAUUCUUUAUCUAGAUAAAAAUAUGUGAUCUGAUAUGUGAUCUGAUAUGUGGAUCCAUGUCAUUGUCCGGCUAUUCCCAUGUGCUUUUAUGGAUAAAGAAACACCAUGACAGGAAUAUUUCAUCUGUUGAAUAUACAUAUACUCCAGGCUUACAUGCAUAAGCUAAUGGUAUGUGAUUAAACAAAUUGCUGCCAGCAAGGUGUAGAUUUUUUUAAAUAAAUGACACGAAUAGCUAAUGUUUGCACUCUUCACAUGACAUUUAGUACAACUGCAUUGCUAUUUUCCACUGCGUAGACGAC